AUGAGCGAGCCUCUCCCAUCGUCUUUUGAAGAACAUCCUCAGUUCCAAGAGGAGACUUCGCUCCAAAAGUUCCGCAGACGUCUCAAGGAAGAGCCUCUGAUCCCGCUAGGAUGUGCUGCCACUUCCUACGCACUGUACCGGGCCUACCGGUCGAUGAAGGCCGGCGACUCCGUCGAGAUGAAUAAGAUGUUCCGUGCUCGUAUCUACGCCCAAUUCUUCACCCUUAUCGCCGUGGUCGCCGGAGGAAUGUACUAUGGUAGCGAGCGGAAGCAACGGAGGGAGUUCGAGCAGAUGGUAGAGGCACGCAAGAGCCAGGAAAAGCGGGACGCUUGGCUGCGCGAGUUGGAGAUCCGUGAUAAGGAAGACAGAGGCUGGCGGGAGCGUCAUGCGGCUAUUGAGGCCGCGGCAAACGAGGCCGCAAAUGCUAAGAAGUCUUUCCCUGAGCAGGAUGCUGCUCGCUCUGCUAUUGAGCCAUCCGAACAGAAGCCAAUUGGGGUACUAAGUGCUGUGAAGGAGUUGUUGUCGAGGCAGUAA
Aspergillus luchuensis is the source of this 534-nucleotide messenger RNA. RefSeq names its product respiratory supercomplex assembly factor RCF1 (gene rcf1). Gene Ontology annotation, biological process: mitochondrial respirasome assembly. The record is from RefSeq and is a predicted model, not a curated record. Gene Ontology annotation, cellular component: mitochondrion. Bases 1 to 534 code for a protein of 177 amino acids. The transcript has 3 exons. Lineage: Eukaryota; Fungi; Ascomycota; Eurotiomycetes; Eurotiales; Aspergillaceae.